AUGCUACUGCAGCAGUUCUCACUUCAGCUUCCACAACUCGAGCUCCUGAUGACGGCAGGAGGGGGUGCUGUGGGCGAUGAAGAGCAGCACAACGCGGAAACUCCUCCUGUCUCCACGAGGCCGAAACCGUCGUUGUUAGAUGGCGAAACCGUCACCAACGUGGUGAAACCGAUCGGUUACGUGCUGGCAAGGAAGCGUAGCGGCGGGGGCGAGUUCCACGGAGCGUUACACAUCACCAACUUCAGGUUGAUCCUGCAGCGCACAGGGGCCGGCAAGGACGCCUUCGGGCGGGAUGACCCCUCGCUCCAGUGGGUUUCGUUUCCGAUGGGCUGCAUCAAGGAUGUCACACAGGCCGACGAUGAUCGUCUCGCCAUCACGAUUACGGCAAAGGACCUUCGGAGCUGCCGCAUGCGGUUCCUCUCCAACAACGCUCUCUUCGUCUCAACUCUCACACAGGGGGUCAUCAAACCCAAGUCUCUCGACUCGCCUGCGCGAACAGGACCGGUAAAUGCGGCCUCUGGCGCUAUGCAUACGGAAGGGUCGCUGGCGGGGACGCCGGAUGAACCACCCCGUUGGAGGCUUUUUUACAACCGGUCCUACACGCUGGUGCCCUCGUACCCCCUGCACUUCGUGGUGCCCGCGGUCAUGAGUGACGCAAACGUCAGGGCGGCGGCGGCGUACCGCAGCAAAGGCCGUCUUCCGGUGGUGACUUGGAUGGACCCCAAGACAAGGGCGGUGCUUUCUCGUUCCGCGCAGCCGCUGGCCGGAUUGGGAGGGAAAACAUGUGCCGAGGACGCUCGUCUGCUGAGCUUGUUCGGCAACAAGGGCAAGCCGGAAGAGACGACGCUGCGGGCAGCACCAGCACCAGCACCAGCACCAGCAACAGCAACAGCACCAGCAACAACAGACACCCCAAGCACGCCCACCGCGCCCAUCCGCAGCAGCAACACCAGCAGCACCAGCCGUCGUCGCGCGAGAGCCUCGACAUCGCUGCCACCGGGGUUGCGGGGCAAUCGCAGGAGCACCAUCGGUGGGGGGGGGGGGGCGCGCGCCGGCGAAGCGACUCCACGCCUCAAAGCAGCCGACGGGGGCAACGGUAGCAGCAGCAAAGGCGCCGGGAAGCAAGGGGGCGAGCGAGGAACCGAACCCGCCGCCAACGCCGCCAACGCCGCCGCGGGAAAGACGGAAGAGCCAAGAGCAGAAAGCGGGGAAUCGUUUCUGGAUGCCUUGUCUUCCUGGACGCCUCCGUGGUCUACCACGAAGGUCGCCGUGCAGCACACCCAGCCGGGCCACCAGAGCCAUGCGAGCCGCCAUCACGAGGGCCUAACGCCGCCGAAGAAGGAGCCGGGGGCUCCGCCCGACUUGCCGUCUCUUGACCGCGGCGGCGGCGGCGGUGGCGGCCAACGGCAGGUCGAAACGAAGCAGCCGAGGGGGGAAAACGAGGAGCGGCGGAGAGCGGAGGCCCGCAGCUCGGAACGAGUAGGGCCGGAGGAGUCAGCAUUCCACGGAUCGUGCGCUUCGCCGGCCGGGACGGCGGCCGGGGGCAAGGGGAGUGAGACGCCGGGUUCGGGGAAGGCGCCGCGGCUGUGCCUGCUGGACGCCAGAACAGCUGUGGCGGCCUUAGGAAACAAGCUGGUCGGCAAAGGAAUCGAAACGGGCGCGGGGUACGGGAAUUCUACACAACUGGUGUUCUCGGGCAUCGGAAACGUGCACGCGGUGAAAGACGCCUUCGAAGAACUCAGAGACUCCCUCGACCCCGUCAAGGUGGAGUCGAAGAUGGACCGGUGGAAGGAGGACUCCGCCAAGAUGGUCGCCAAGAAGAUGUCUCGAAGCCUGGGGUUCGCGAGGAUGAUGGACUUGAAGUACGCCUUGGGAGACCAGCUCGGAGGAGAUGAGCUCGAGGAAACACCUCCGUACACGCUGUGGCCCCGGCUGCUGAGACAGAUCUUGGGCGCGAGCUUGUUGGCGGCUCGGCUCUUGCGCCUCGACGGGUGCUCCGUGCUGGUGCACUGCAGCGACGGCUGGGACCGAACCCCGCAGAUUUGUUCCACCGUGGAGCUCCUGCUGGACCCGCACUACCGCACUCUGGAGGGUUUUUGCAGCCUCAUCGAAAAGGAGUGGCUCAGCUAUGGCCACAAGUUCUGGGCCCGGUGCAUGGGCGGCAACAACGAGCAAGAGAUAGCAGAGGGAGCAGCUGCGGCUGCUGCCGCAGCGGCGGAUGCCGCGGAACUCGGCGAUGAUCGUUCCGCCAUGCGCUCCAUGAAGGACUUCGUGGGGGGGCAAGUGAGGGAGUAUGCCGAGCUGAGCCCCGUGUUCCUACAGUUUCUGGACCUGGUGCACAACCUCCUGGCGCAGUUUCCCACGGCGUUCGAGAUAUCGGAGGGGUUGCUGACCUUCGUUGCGGAGCACGCCUUCAGUGGGCUGUACGGCACGUUCUUGUGCGACACGGAGCAGCACCGAUCCCGCCUCAAGGUCAAGCAGAGAUCCAUCAGCGUUUGGACAACUGUGCUCAACAACAGGGAAGCCUUCGUGAACGCCAACUACAGGGAAACCCCGGAGCCGCUGUGGCCGUCCCUGGCCCCCAGCAAGAGCCUGGUCCGGUGAGAACCCGGCGUGCUCCGUCCCGGCUUUGUAGGGAUGCGAGGUCAAUGGU
Molecule: messenger RNA, 2653 nt
Organism: Ectocarpus siliculosus
Lineage: Eukaryota; Phaeophyceae; Ectocarpales; Ectocarpaceae
Source: the annotation of a GenBank genome assembly